AUGCUGUCAGCGUAUCCAGUUUUUUAGAAAUUGUACGGAUAAUCCAUUGGAAUGGAAAUUUGCUGCAGUUGAAACAUCUAUACCUUGCGGUAUCUUUUACAUGCACAAAAACAAAGACACAGGUGUUUCCGACCAAAUGGAUUAAUGGAUUAAUCAACGAAAGACUGUGCCAUGUGGGUAUCAGCCAUUUUAUGUGAGCCUCUUUCCCAUGAGAAUAGCUACAACAAACAGCGGUUGGUAACGAAAACAACUUAUUUGAAGGAUUGAGGUGAGAUUCGCGGGCCAAAGAUUACUAUAUUGGGUGGAGACACAGUGGACACGCUCUACGAAAAUUUCAACACAUCUGAAAUGACUGUUGCUGAAGAUUAUUGCUGUUGAAUUUUAAUAAAGUAUGGCUAAUCUACGGGGAAUUGUGUCAGCUCUGAAAAUCAAUCAAUGUUCUCGAUUCGACGAAUUACCCAUGCAUGGAUAAAGGAAAGUGUUUGGGAUCAAUGAAAGGUUUUCAUCUUGAACUGUAACGUAUUUCAAAUGCAAAAUAACAGCCACAGAAGCAGACAGAUCCUUUCAAAACAGAAAAAAUGGAGGGGGCAAAGGUUUACGGGGAAAAGAAUAUGAUGCAUUUAGAACUUCAAGGAAAGGAAGAAUAUUUGAAUAAAGCUGCGUCAGACAUUGAGGAAGACGAUGAUACGGCCUAUGGACCUUUUGCGAGUUUCGACAAAUCAGUUCCCGAUGGAAUUCUUCUGGAAAGCCAACAUAAAACAACACAAUUGAUUGUUAAAAGAGCAAGCGGGAAAACAAUCACAAGACUAAAAAAGCCCAGAGACCUUUACGCACUAGGCAAACAUUUCUCAGCACAAAUGAAUCAAAGAUGGCCUGCAGAAGUCCCAUUAGUCGCUAAGAAGCCGAGCCAUAUUUAUUUCGCUCCUUCCAGGCCAGAGACGCUUUAUAAGCCAGUCAAAGAUUCAAAACCCUUGUUAAAAACUUCACAUAUUCUUGGAAAAGUCGUCUACGACAAUUCACCGGAUCUUAAUAUCAAAUAUUUCACGAGAUCGAAAUGCAGUGGUAGAACCAUACAUGCCAAGCCACACUACCGAUUGCAAGGACCUGACGACAAUACACUGCUUUUUGAAUCGAGGUUUGAGAGUGGAAAUCUGAUGAGAGCCAUUAAGGUUGGAGAUUAUGACUACGAGCUGUGGCUUCGCUUCGAUCUGUACACUAACAAACACACUCAGUGGUAUUACUUCAUGGUGCAAAAUGCGAAACCUGGAGUUCAGUACAGGUUCACCAUCAUGAAUUUUGUCAAGGCGGGCAGUCUUUACAGUGAUGGCAUGCGGCCCCUUGGGUAUUCUGAAAUCGAUGCAGAAAACAAAGGAAUUGGUUGGGUUAGAACUGGAACAAACAUAAGAUACUAUAGAAAUGAUAUCAAGUUUUUCGACGGCAUCAAAGAAAGAAACUACUAUUCGCUGACAUGGAGUUGUUCGUUUCAAAACGAAAGUGACACUUACUACUUUGCCCAUUGCUAUCCUUACACAUAUUCCGAUCUUCAGGACUAUUUAGCGUUGCUUGCAAGUGACCCUGCCCGGUCUAGAUGCUGCAAGCAGCGGAUUCUUUGCCGGACUUUGGCUGGCAAUCUCGUUUACGUGCUGACAAUUACAGCUCCUUCGAAGAAGAAGAACGAAGCCGAGGUGAAAAAGGCAAUUGUCAUCACGGCUCGUGUUCAUCCUGGUGAGACGAAUUCCAGCUGGAUGAUGAAGGGUUUCAUUGAUUACCUCACCAGCAAUGCUCAAGAUGCUAAGGUUUUACGAGAAAACUUUAUUUUCAAAAUUGUCCCCAUGCUGAACCCAGAUGGAGUCGUUGUUGGGAACUAUCGAUGUUCAUUAGCUGGAAGGGACUUGAACCGAAACUACAAAACUGUAUUGAAAGAUUCCUUUCCGUCAAUCUGGCACACGAGGGCCAUGAUCAAAAAGCUACAAGAAGAGCGAGAAAUUUUGAUGUAUUGUGACCUUCAUGGACACAGUAGAAAGAAGAAUAUCUUUAUAUAUGGAUGCGAGAACAGGCGUGAGAAAAAUAGAAGAUUUUUCAGCAGAGUCUUUCCAGCAAUGCUUGCCAAAAAUGCGUCUGACAAGUUUUCUCAGAACUACUGUCGUUUUAAAGUGCAGAAAAACAGGGAAGGAACUGGAAGGAUAUUUAUGUGGAAUUUUGGCAUCGCUAACAGCUUUACAAUGGAGGCCUCGUUUUGUGGUAGCUCUCUGGGAAAAAGGAAAGGCCAUCACUUCUCUGUUGCUGAUUAUGAAUCAAUGGCUUAUGAAUUUUGUGAUACCUUACUUGAUUAUUGCGAUCCUGAUCAAACAAAAUUUUACUAUAUCCUGUCUGAAAUCGAAGGCUGCAUUAGGAAAGCAAUUCUGGAUAAGUUGAACACUGAUGACGUCAUAGACGAUGAUGACGUGGACAUCGAAAGCAAUCUUGAUUUGCUCUCUGAGAUUGAAUCCGACUCAGGAGGUUCCGAUAGUUCGGUUUCUGAUGGCCUUCCCAUGCAACUUCUGCACGCCAGUGUCCCAGAGUUGUCAAGAAAGAAACGUCUGAAGACGCGAAAGGAAAGAAACAAAAACUUUACAAAGAAUACGAAGAUCGAGAAAAGUUUCAAUGAAAACUUAGAAAUGCAGAACUCAAAAACAUCAAAUAACCCUAAGAACGAUAAGAAAGAGACAGAAACUAGGACAGUUAAUUCUCCAAAGGGACGAAUGAGUUAUACAAAGCGGGGCUCCUCCGCAACAGGACGUGUUGUGCCUCAUUAUGUUAAAGACAGAGUUGUAGAGAAAACCAAGUUGAAGAAAGAUUACCUAGAGAUGUUGACAACGUCUUUUGUGAGCACUGGGGCUGACGAGUUGAUCGAUUUACAAGAUAUACCUCAUUGCAGAUUCACGGCUGGGUUAUCUACCAUUUACCAAGGUCAAAAAUCUUGCGCCACUUGUGAAAGAUGCUGCAGAUCAUUGUCGGAAGGAAGUGAUGAAGAACGGAGUAUUCUAAAUGUUAGGGCCAGGCCAAGCGACCAGCUCUCAGAUGUAUACCGACAGCUUUAUGGAACUGGGCACAACGCCAAUACAGUGCUGGACCUUGCUCGCAGGAUUACGGUGUACAACCAUAGACUCAGCCAAUCUGUUUCGCGAAGACGCAGGUCAAAAACACUCUCACCCAACCAACUCAGGUCAUUAUGGCAGCGGAAAAUGAAUAACCAGUAUGAAGACCUUGAGUUGUCUGUCACGUCGUCUGAAAGCAAAGUGAGCCCAGAAAUGACGAAAUGGAACAGAAAUGCGAAAGCUUCUUCACCAGGGCGUCGUCACUUCGAGAUCCGUCAAGAGAAACGAUCCAAUGUAAACGGUUUGUAUUCACACAGCAGAAUUGAAAAGCAUUUUGAGAUUAAAAAAACUUCAUCGUACCCUGGAAAUGGUUUAAAAAUUAGUCAAAAAGAUUUGAAGUCGAAUUCAAGUGAAUACGCUACGAAUCUUGUUGGAGAUGGCGUUACCGGACAACUGGCUACAAGAAGAUUACCGCAUUUGAAGAAGUUCGAAGUGGAGGAUUCAGCGACUGAUGGAAGUCGAACAAACAGUGUUGACAACAUGUUCACCUUUGGGGAAGCAUUAAGGCAACCAGCCCAGCCAGAGCCAGUCCGGGAGCAGCUUUCACUGCAGUCACGUGAUGCAACUCGAAAUUAUUUGCGAAACGAUAAUGGCAGCGUUAGAAAAGCAGCAGAGAAGCUUUCAUCGCAAAACGAGCACUGCGAAGUUGCCAUGCUGAAGGAGAAAAUGCUGUUAUGUGGGGCAACAGGGUUAGUGAGCUACGUGCUGGAUGAUGAUGAAACAAAGAGAAAGGAUUUGAUUGAAAAAGCUCUUUCUUCGGCAACAAAAACGAAUCAUUUUCUGACAAUGCGCACGAAUAUUAACGACGAAAAUUUACAAAUUUCACCAGAUGAUAGGAAAUCUCCCAAAGGAACACUCGAAACUUUGAAUCAAACUGAAGGAAGAUUCACGUUGCUGGAAACAGAAAAACGUACGCCCAAGAUGAGCUCAACGAAGUUAGCUGUGAGUGAAGACACGUCUCCUUUGCUCCAGCGAGGGAACUCUGAUAUACAAAUUGCUAGCAAUAAGGUUAGGAAGCUUUUAAACAAGCAAGAAACUUUGAUUGGAAAGGAACCUUGCAGUCCUGGCUUGAUGAGGUCAAAGACGAGUGAGGAUGUUUCACGACAAGGACUUGUCUCACUGAAUGUUAACUUGAACAUAAUGCCUAUUGGUUCAAGCAAUGUCGAUACUGCAAAAACAAACCAAAAACAGGAGAACGUCCUUUCAAAUUGUCGCAUAAAUUGCCAUGAUUCGUCUACAGAAAACUUUGCAACAAGAAUGGAGCAAACAAUAACUUGGCUUCCUGAAGAAACGUCGUCAUUAUCAAUCACAGAAGGAAUCAAGAACGCAUGCGCAAAACCAUUGUUGCUGGAGUAUAGUGGAAAGAAUCUUGCAUCAACUCCGUUUUCCAACCGAACCAAAACAUGUAAAUUGAAUCCGCCUCAAUUAGGGGGGCUUGGGAGAAUGUCAAGAGAUUCAACGUUGUAGAGGUGAAAGUAAUAUUCAAAUCAGAGGAUGUAUCCAUAUACAAAUCAAAGCAGACAGUGACUUCAACAAUUUCACAUUCUCUCUUGUUCAUUUUUAUCUCUAGUAUAUCAGGCUUCCUUUGGUUUAGCUGUCGCAAUGCAUUUCUGAUGUGUGGAAAAGCUGUUUCUACCAUUUUGUUGACAAAUAACGUUGAUGUUGAAUUCUUUUUUUGUGUGGAUUUUUUGGCAUAAGAAUUCUACUAUCCGAUCGUGCCUCCGCGAGUAUAAAUCUUUAUACUUUCUGCAGGAAUUCAUUAAGUGUACCAUUGAUUCAGUCCGUUCAUUACACAUUGAACAUCUUUUAUCGUGAUCCUUAUUCCACAUAUGAAUUAGCUGAUUACAAGGAAUUUGAUUCAUACGUGCACGUAGAAUAAACUUGACUAAACUACCAGAGAGUUUCCAUCCGUAAUAAAUUUGAUGCGAAUUUUUUUUGUCUAUAUUCUCAAUUGCUAUAAAACUUCCUUGCAUGCGGAGCUCACAGCUUUUAAUGAUAUCCUGUUUCUCCAAUUCUCCCUCGAUUUCUCUUUUCAAAUCUUUCCUUUUCAACUCCUAGCCAUUAACGACAACCACAGCAAAACCACAGCGAAAUAAAAUAGAGAGUCUGGUCUAGUGCGCCCCAUUCUCGUUCUGGUUUGCUGAUAUUAACCAAUCAGGAGCGAGUGUACAGAUUUCUGUACGUUCAAAGGUCACGGCGAAACAAUGAACGUAGCUCUGGUGUAAAACAUUGAACAGAACAGAACAUAAAUAAAUGCUAGCGACUGUAACGAUUUAGUUUGAAGAUGUUGUUAUAACUGUACUCAAAGAAUAUUUUCCGCAUGUUAUGGAACUUAACACAGAACAGCAUUGAAAGCCUUGUUUGUAGAGAGAAGAGACACCUUCGCCAUAUUGCCAACUGGCUUUGGAAAGUCUCUGAUAUUUAUUAAGGCUGUGCCUCUCCUUGGAAAGAAAUUAGGCCUUGUAGUGAAAUGCAGUAAAUAAGAAACACCGCAAGGCGCCGAGAACAAACAACAACAAACACAAGUAAAUCAGUUAUGGCUAAUAUUUCACCCGGCAUACGGGACUUCGCUUGUCGUAUUGGCCAUAUUUGCUGUGGUGAACUUCCAACGUGAUGAUUCUAACCGCCGCGGUGUCCAAGCGCGCUGCCUUCACAGUGAGGAAGUAGACUUUGAAAGUACACAAAAUUUAUGAGGAAAAUUACAAAAGACUUAUUUUAAGUUGUAUACGAAAUUUAAUAAUGAUUAACAUUAAAUAACUGCAUUGUGCUAACUUUAAUUUCAUGCUUCGCACAUGUUUUUUGCUACCAAAUGGCGUUUUAAACCUGAUUUGAUUGGAAUCUUGAGGCAGAAAAGUCUAUUACCGCUGUAUUAAUAAUGUCGACUUUACAGAACUAUAUAAAACACAUUUGCUUUGUGAUUUCCCAAAACUCCUCUGACUACUGAUUAUCUUUGUUAUUUAUCCGACAGUCUUGUUUCACAGGCCUAGUCUGUUAAAUAGACUUCAGUUCUUUCAAGUAAGUUCACCAGAACGAGAAUGGGGCGCACUAGACCAGACUCUAUUAUUUUAUAUAGUGAGUCUGGUACCCAGGGUAGCUCUCCUCGGACGCGCCCACAUCCUGAGAAGAACGUUGUCCAUCAAGUGAACACUGCUCAAUAGUGUGAAGACUAAUAAAACACUAACAUGAAGCAAUUUAAGAGAUUGCAUUAUGGAAGCCAUUGACUGCAAGCGUUACAGGCGCAUUGAUUUUCGAAAUACCAAUCUUUUACAGAACUUGGAAU
Molecule: messenger RNA, 6417 nt
Organism: Rhopilema esculentum
Lineage: Eukaryota; Metazoa; Cnidaria; Scyphozoa; Rhizostomeae; Rhizostomatidae
Biological process (GO): proteolysis
Molecular function (GO): metallocarboxypeptidase activity; zinc ion binding
Source: RefSeq, a predicted model, not a curated record